Phacochoerus africanus (Common warthog) is the source of this 981-nucleotide messenger RNA. RefSeq names its product putative olfactory receptor 52P1. The transcript has a single exon. Gene Ontology annotation, molecular function: olfactory receptor activity; G protein-coupled receptor activity. The record is from RefSeq and is a predicted model, not a curated record. Lineage: Eukaryota; Metazoa; Chordata; Mammalia; Artiodactyla; Suidae. Gene Ontology annotation, cellular component: membrane. Gene Ontology annotation, biological process: G protein-coupled receptor signaling pathway. The coding region runs from base 4 to 981 and encodes 325 amino acids.
AGCAUGAGCGGUUGCAACGCCUCCCAGCGCCACCCCUCCGUCUUCCUUCUCCAAGGCGUCCCUGGGAUGGAGGACAGGCAGCGCUGGCUCUCCGUCCCCUUCAGUGCCAUGUACCUCGUCACCGUCGUCGGGAACUGCGCCAUCGUCUUCACCAUCUCCGCCGAGCGCUCCCUGCACAAGCCCAUGUUCCUGCUGCUGUGCAUGCUGGCCCUCACGGACCUGGGCAUGUCCACCAGCACCGUGCCCAAGGUGCUGGGCCUCUUCUGGUUUGGCCGGAGCGAGAUCAGCUACGGGGGCUGCCUGGCCCAGCUCUUCUUCAUCCACUCCAUCUCUGCCUUGCAGUCGGCCGUCCUCACGGCCAUGGCCUUUGACCGCUACGUGGCCAUCUGCGAGCCCCUGCGCUACGCCGCCCUCCUCUCCAACGGUCGCAUUGGGCUCAUUGGCCUGGCGAGUGUGGGGAGAGCCAUGCUGCUGAUUCUCCCCAUGCCCGUGCUCCUCCAGCACCUGCCCUUCCGCCCCGGACGCGUCAUCCCCGCCACCUACUGCGAGCACAUGGCAGUGGUGAAGGUGGUCUGUGUGGACACCACGGCCAACAGGGUGUACGGCCUGGCGGUGGCCCUGCUGGUUGCUGGGGGGGACGUCGCAGCCAUUGCCUCGUCCUACGUGCUGAUCGUCCGGGCCGUCCUGCGGCUCUCUUCCAAGGAAGCCCACCGAAAAGCGGUCCACACCUGCACCGCCCACGUCUCUGUCAUGCUGCUCUCUUACACCCCUUCACUGUUUUCAUUUCUCAGUCACCGCUUUGGCCGAGGAAUUCCACCUCACGUGCACAGCAUCCUUGGCAGCCUGUAUUUCCUUGUGCCUCCAAUGCUCAAUCCUAUCAUUUACGCCGUGAAAACCAAGGAGUUUCGGGACAAAUGGACAAAAUACGACUGCUGGAGAAAGGAACCCUUAAACAUUACCCAUGGAAAGACACCUGUGUGA